AAAAAUGCAUAUGAGCACAGUCCUGGAAUACUUCAGGUAACAACUUUCUAAGAUUCGGGGAACACUUCUUACCUAGAAUGGCAUAAUACGCAAGCUGAAGCUUGGAAGAAAGCCUUGUCGCAAUAAGAAAUAUAAACGGAACAAGACAACAAAACUGAGCCUCCACGGACAACGACCAGAUUCACCAAGGGUAGUGUAGUUGGUGCUACGGAUUUGCGAUCUACCGGGGUCAAUAUAAAAAGGACUAUAGCUUUGAAGAAUCCUACUUGGUCAUCCUUUAAUUUUUGAGCCAUCGAUAUGCUCUACAACGCGCAUUAGCUCAGUAAAUUGCAAUCUGUCAAAGCUUAAGUAAACUGUCCGAAUUGAUUUGUGAUGAUUAUCUACAUAAAGCUUCCACACUCUCCCCUCUCUCCGAUAGCCAUCCGUUCAAACCGAAGGAUCUGGAUUCUCCUGUAUUGAGUUUCUUGAACUAUGAGAAAGGCACGUCGAUUAUUCCUGAGCUUUGUCGUAAUUUGGUCAUUUUGCUACUUUUUUAUCAAUGUUCCAGCUGAUAAGCACCCCAAACAGGAAGUAUGCGUCUGUAAAUCGGCGAUCACUGGAAAAUCAUAUAACUUUUGCUAUAGAGACCCACAGAAUCUGAAUUCGAUCGGGAAAAAGUUCAAUUGCAGUCUGCUGAGUACUCUGGAAGAUCUUGGUAUCAUCUCUGAUCAUUCUCGCCUAUCAAAUGUCACGGAUGUCCUCCGAAAUCAGAGUAACGUAGUCUUUGCAUCCUCCACUUCCGAUGAUCACAUGCACCUCAGCCUGAAAUCUUACAAAUCAGUUCGAAGAUUCCAUCCACGCCACAAAUACAUCCUCUAUGGCCUAAACAUGAGUGAAGCCUUCAUCGAGAAACUUCCGCAAAGAGAUAAACAUUUCGAGUUCCGAGUCUUCAACACUUCUCAGUACCCGAGCUUUGUGAACAACUGGCUCACCUACAACUUCAAGCCACUGCUCAUGGCGCAGAUGCUCAAGGAGUACAAAGCCGUAUGGUGGAUCGAUGCGCAUAUUGAAUUACUUAAGUCGAAUAUUUCGAGGAAUCUACAAAAGGAGAUAAUUCUCAAGAGAAAUAGUUCUUACUUCGCCUCCGUCGUAUCCUUAUCUGAUACUAGUCAUAGCAAUUUUGCAGUUCUAAAUCCAGCAGUCCUUACCUACUUUCCAACAAGCUCCAUGAGGCUUCUUCAGCGCCAGAGACAUGUCGCCGCCGGAUUGAUCUUCCUCCCAAGGACCAGAUAUACCAUGCAAUUAUUUAAAUGGUGGAUCCUGUGCGCUCUUACAGAGGAGUGCAUGAACCCGCCAGGAUCUCGGCUGCGGUGUGUGUUCCGGCGGGAUCGGUACAAGCAUCCGGGGCAUUGCUUCAGAUUUGACCAAUCUGUUCUGAACCUUCUUCUGCUCAACGAUUUCCAAGACUACCGGAGGUACUACUCGAAAAAGUUAUCGGAAUCGUUUUUGAGAAUGGUUGAUUGAUUGUUUUUGAUAAUAAAGUUGAAGUGUUUAUU
Caenorhabditis elegans is the source of this 1535-nucleotide messenger RNA. RefSeq names its product DUF1647 domain-containing protein (gene F41D3.9). NCBI's taxonomy places the organism in Eukaryota, Metazoa, Nematoda, Chromadorea, Rhabditida, Rhabditidae. The transcript is spliced from 6 exons. The coding region runs from base 472 to 1503 and encodes 343 amino acids. The record is from RefSeq and is marked reviewed.